Electrophorus electricus (electric eel) is the source of this 1476-nucleotide messenger RNA. RefSeq names its product hydrogen voltage-gated channel 1 (gene hvcn1). Gene Ontology annotation, molecular function: voltage-gated proton channel activity. Gene Ontology annotation, cellular component: plasma membrane. Lineage: Eukaryota; Metazoa; Chordata; Actinopteri; Gymnotiformes; Gymnotidae. The record is from RefSeq and is a predicted model, not a curated record. Gene Ontology annotation, biological process: proton transmembrane transport.
AGUCCGCGGGGAAGUUAGCGCCCAUCUGCCCCGGGGGCCGGACUCUGGACCCUGUUAGAGGACUUCUCCUAUUGUACCUGUUUUCUGGGAGCUGUAUCCCGCUUCCCCUGCUGGGUAGGCGGCGCGGGGAAGGCGGAGGUACUGGCCCGUCUGGAAAAUCGUGGGAGCGAGCCAAACGUGCGAGAGGCGGAGUUUUGGGGUCAAAGUUUUGGCCGAAGGAAAUUAGGAUUGCUGGGUCUGAAAGUGUCGCAACCUGCUUUUAGCUUACUGUCGCCUCUGUGCUGACCUCCUUUCAGCGAAAAGAACUAUUUUAGGUGUGUGGUGUGCAGUGGACAGCAUCUCGGAUAAUCCUCGGGCGUCAUGUCCCACUAUCUGAGAUUUUUCACAGCGGUAGGGGACGAUGAUGGUGUCGCCUCUCACUGGGAGGAUGAGGAACUGCACGAGGCCAGCGAGGAUCUGGAGCCGGCAAGACUCCACGUCACUCAGCUUACCUUCCGAGAGUCCAUGCAAAGGCUUUUUAGCUCCGAGAAAUUCCAGAUAGCUGUUGUGUGCCUGGUGGUGUUGGACGCUGUUUUUGUUUUGUGCGAGUUGCUCAUUGACCUGUCGAUAAUCCAAGUGGACCAGCACCGGAUUGCCCCACAGGUGUUCCACUACCUCAGCUUGGCUCUGCUCACCUUCUUCAUGGUGGAGCUGGCGGUGAAGCUCUACGCCUAUCGCCUGGAGUUCCUAAGACACAAGUUUGAGGUGUUUGAUGGGGUGGUGGUAGUUGUGUCGUUCGUCCUAGACAUUGUGUACAUCUCCAGGGAAGACGCUUUUGAUGGCAUGGGCCUGCUGAUACUGCUCAGGCUGUGGAGGGUGGCCAGGAUUGUGAAUGGGAUUCUGGUGUCUGUGAAGAACCGAGCCAAUUACAAAAUGCAGAAGCUGAAGGAGAGCAACGAUGGCCUCGUCCGUCAGGUCACUGAGAUGCAGGAAGAGAAAGCCAGAAUGGAGGGAGAAAUGAGCAGGCUUCGAACACUCUUAAAGCAGCACAAUAUAGACUUCUGAUGGUCCCGUCUCCAAAUCAGCCACCCCUGCAUCCCCACAAACUACAGCGAAUAAUUAGGUGUGUGGAACGUCACCCAAAGACAGCGGAAACAUAAUGCACACCCAGUGGAAACAGCUAGAGCAGGAUCCUCCUGAUCCAGUCUCAGCCAGCUUCCAGGUCUUCUGUCCUCUCUGCAGGCCUGGAGGGUCAUAGUAAUGUUUGCUGAUUUGAGUCAUGUGCCACAGCCGUACAGAGGAGGCCGUAAGCUACACCAUAAGUACACGUCAGAUAGAGUAGUAGUGUAACGUCUGGCCAGAUGAUGCCAUCAGGGUGUCACUUUACACUAUGCAAUGUAAAGCAAUCAUAAAAGUAUUCUUUAUUAUAAGUAGUAGUAUGUACAGAAAUUUUUUAAAAGCAUUUAAAAAAAAACCAUAAUAAAUUAGUGCUGCUAA